Messenger RNA from Trichobilharzia regenti, 297 nucleotides. Lineage: Eukaryota; Metazoa; Platyhelminthes; Trematoda; Strigeidida; Schistosomatidae. The record is from the annotation of a GenBank genome assembly.
AUGUUGAAUACGGACAAAACACGGAAAGCAGCAGAAAUCUAUCGGAUUGCAUUAGCUUUGAUAUUGAAUUAUUUACGCGGUGCUAGUAUAAUGGUUGCUUUAGCCUUGGAAGCGAUUGCCUACGCACACUAUGUACUUGAAUAUACAUCAGGUGAUUUCACGUAUGCUUUAAAUUGUGCUGAAAUAUCUGGUCUAAUGCUGCGUCGUUUAAAUUAUGGGGUGUGUAUGCAAGCAGCUUCAGCGAAUCGAGUCAAAGGUAUGUUGAGUGUUUGCAUAUUUUUUUUGUUAACUGAAUAA